AUGAAUCAAGCCCCAGGCCAAAUGGCCCAGCAAGGCCAGCCUCAGCCUCAGGGUGGUGCACAGGCUCCUGCUGCUCAGAACCGGCCUCCAAUGUAUCAGCCCGGCCAGAUCAAAAACCUGCCCUUUCUCAGCGAUGAUGAGAAGACCAAAUACGAGCAAGGACUGCGGGGUCUCUGGACUAAGAUGAACGGCUCCCCAACCAACAGCCCGGACCAGAUCGCAGCUCGACAGAAGAUUAUUGAGUUCUCCCGAAUGCUGAUUGGGAAGAUCCAGCAGAGAAGGACACUUGCCGCUCAGCAGCAGGGUCAGCAACAGCCUCAAGCAAGGCCGCAAGGGGCACAGCCACAACAGCAGCCACAACAGCAACAGUUGCAACAGCAGCAACAACAACAACAACAACAACAACAGCAGCAGCAGCAGCAGCAGCAGCAGCAGCAGCAGCAGCCGAACGCCGCUCUGCAAGCCCAAGCCCAAGCCCAGGCUCAGGCUCAGGCACAAGCUCAGGCUCAGGCUCAGGCUCAGGCACAAGCACAAGCUCAGGCACAGGCUCAGGCACAAGCUCAGGCACAAGCUCAGGCACAAGCUCAGGCACAAGCUCAGGCCCAGGCUCAGCAGCAGAAGACACAAGGUGCUGGAACCGAAGUUACGGCAGCUGGAGGCGCUGGUCAGGCGCAGAAUGCUCAAGGACAAGCACCAGCGGCAGCAGCUCCAGCGGUAGCGCAACGACCCAAGAUACCUGAAAACUACAUGAAACUGGCCAACGCCGCUAUACUUCGACCUCCGGUGCAGCUGGCAGAUAAAUCUGCGGAUGGCGCCAAAUGGAUGGAUGAAAUGAAGGAACGGUUUGCACGGGCGCUCAUGACCAUGGAUACUACGAAGAACAAUGUUGCCAACUGGGAAAAGCUGAUGAACGAACGAAAUGCUCAGGGGAACCCCCUCAAAAAUGAAGAACUUCAAAAAUUCCAGCUGAGAAAAGACCAACAGCUGAAGCUUUACUCUGAGGCUCACAAGUGGGUUGAGGGUGUUCGCAAACAGCAAGGAAACUUUCAAGGAGCUGCUGCUCAUGCCAGCCAAGCUCCCGCUGGCGCCGCUGGCGCUGCACAUGCUCCUGGCCAGCCUGGCAACGCUACUCCAGUCAUGCCAUCCGCAUCGCCAGUUGCAGCAGCUGCUGGCACUGCCGCAAACAAACCACAGAGUGGAAAUUUGCCUGCGCAAAUGCCUGGCAACGCUGCUGUAGAGGCGGCCAAAAACCAACAGCAGAUGCCAGCCGGCAAUCGUGUUUCUACGCCAACGCUGCAGCCGCAAGCACGACCGGUUCCGAACACUGCUCCCAUAGCACAGCAGCAGAUGCAACCGCAAAUGCAAGCACCGCAACAGCAGCAGAUGCAGUCGCAGCAACAAGCACAAUUGCAGCAGCAGAUGCACGCUCAGCCUCAGGGACAGCCCCAGCCUCAGAUUCAAGUCAAGACGGAACCACCGCGGCCCGCACCGGUCAACACAGCUCUCGCUUCAGCUGCUGCACAGGCUCAGGUUGCUCAACAGACUGCAUCUCCUGCUCAAGCAGCGGCACGAGUACAAACCCCACAAACUGCAACCCCAGUAGCUGGCCCAGGACAGCCAACACGAGCUCUCAGCCAUUCUGCCGCCAUGUCUCUCGCUAAUCAAAGAGCAGCCGGAAGCACGCCUGGAAGCGCUCCGCUACCUAACCAGCCUACAAACAUGAACACGGCUGCAGCUGCAGCUACUGUGAACAAUCCUAAUAUGGGAGUAUCGGGAGCACAACUCCAACAAGGCCACCCCCAUGCUCACCCUACGCAGCAGCCUGCUACUGCUCAACCAAGAAUGCCGAUCCCCAAGCAACUGCCAGAAAAGGCCACUGCAGUUCCUCAGGGAGUGGCAGUCGGUGGCGGUGUCGCUCCUGGACGACCAACCAUGUCUCAAGGAGGUGGAACUGUGGGAGGAGUCAUGAACCAACCAGCUGUGCCCAGAAUACCAGCCUACAAUCACGAUGCUGAAGGCGACCACGUUUUGAGCAAGAAAAAGUUGGAUGAGCUUGUACGACAAGUCUGCGGAGGACCUGCGGAGGGCCAGGACGGCAGUUUUCUGACUCCGGAAGUGGAGGAGAGUGUGUUGAGCUUGGCCGAUUCAUUCGUCGACAACGUCCUUCAUGCCGCCUGCAGGAACUCCAAAGAGCGCGGCUCCAAGAUGCUUGAAAUACGAGAUAUUCAGCUCGUGCUCGAGCGAACUUAUAACAUCCGUGUUCCGGGUUACUCCUCUGAUGAACUGCGGACCGUCCGCAAAGUCCAGCCAUCUACGGGCUGGAUCGCGAAGAUGAGUGCUGUGCAAGCAGCCAAGGUAAUGCCUGGAAAGGGCGAGUAA
This is a messenger RNA of Trichoderma gamsii, 2379 nucleotides long. Its product is annotated as transcription initiation factor TFIID subunit 12. The coding region runs from base 1 to 2379 and encodes 792 amino acids. The record is from RefSeq and is a predicted model, not a curated record. The transcript has 2 exons. Gene Ontology annotation, cellular component: SAGA complex; SLIK (SAGA-like) complex; transcription factor TFIID complex. Gene Ontology annotation, molecular function: DNA binding; protein heterodimerization activity; TBP-class protein binding. NCBI's taxonomy places the organism in Eukaryota, Fungi, Ascomycota, Sordariomycetes, Hypocreales, Hypocreaceae. Gene Ontology annotation, biological process: DNA-templated transcription initiation; RNA polymerase II preinitiation complex assembly.